AAACCUGAAGUAUCCUUUGAUUCAAUCAUUUGUGAGUACAACAUUUUUGAAUCUUCAUCAUGAGAUUGUUUGCAAGACCUUCGUGUGGUUGCUCAUUGAAAUCCAAGCUCGGUAAAAGACCUUCAUCCGUAUCAUGUUGCUCUAUCAAAUCCAAGCUCAUUACACGACAUUCAUUCUCAUGCGGUGCUCGCAGUUUGAAAACCACCCCUACUUUUAAGAAACAAAGCAGUGGGAGAAAACUCUUCAAACGUUUCAGAAUCAAGAAACGUCUAUCCGUAAGACGACCUAGAUUUCGUCGUAAUCGACCUCGUGUUUCUAAUAGGAGGAACCCGAUCCGAAAAUUCUUAGCACUUUUCCGUCGUAAGAAUCGGCCACCUGUACCUGCUACUGUUAGGAAACGCACCAAUGGUAAGAAGUUCCGAUUACUGUCAGUCGUACUCUGUAGACGUCGUAAAUCAUCACCUACGCAUCAUCACCAGACAACGUCGGAGGAGGAGAGCGACGAAGUAGGAGAGCUACGGAGUGGAACUUGUGGGACUGGAGAAAAUGAUAGGACGCUAUUCCCUUCGCCAUUGACACCAGCUUACGUGAGACAUAGUGGCGUAAACAAAAGAGACGUUAUGGGCAGUGGUAGUAGUUCCAGCGACGUCGAUGGUGCUUGUAGGAGUUUCGAGAGUCAUCUGGUGGAGAUGAUUAUAGAGGAAGGCAAAAUGUGUGAUCUAACAGACGUUGAAGAACUUUUAUACUGCUGGAACAAUUUAGAAAAUCCUGUUUUUAUUGGUUUGGUUUCAAGAUUUUAUGGUGAGUUGUGCAAGGACUUGUUUUCGAAUGAUGAUCAAGACGAAGAGGAAGAGGAUCAAGAACAGAAUACUAGCACCAUUCCAGACUUUAAUUCCUCCUGUAAUCAGUAGUAUUCAAAUGAAUCAAUCCGAUUGUUGUGAUUCAUUGUUUAAGGAGUGUUUGUAAUUGAAUUUCAA
Molecule: messenger RNA, 977 nt
Organism: Papaver somniferum (opium poppy)
Lineage: Eukaryota; Viridiplantae; Streptophyta; Magnoliopsida; Ranunculales; Papaveraceae
Product: transcription repressor OFP17-like
Exons: 1
Coding region: 60-911 (283 amino acids)
Biological process (GO): negative regulation of DNA-templated transcription
Source: RefSeq, a predicted model, not a curated record